Messenger RNA from Acytostelium subglobosum LB1, 3225 nucleotides. RefSeq lists its product as hypothetical. The transcript is spliced from 7 exons. NCBI's taxonomy places the organism in Eukaryota, Evosea, Eumycetozoa, Acytosteliales, Acytosteliaceae. Gene Ontology annotation, cellular component: actin filament; actin filament bundle; cytoplasm. Gene Ontology annotation, molecular function: actin filament binding. Gene Ontology annotation, biological process: actin filament bundle assembly; actin filament network formation. The record is from RefSeq and is a predicted model, not a curated record. Bases 1 to 3225 code for a protein of 1074 amino acids.
AUGGCAAGCGCAGAUACAAUAGUAUUGAAGGUUAGAUUGGUGGAUAAGAAGGUGUUCAAGAAGUUUCAAUUCUUUCCAAAGAAGUCAGUACAGGAGGCACGUCUUCAUAUUGCCAAAGAGUUGGGAGUCGAUCAUGAACAAUAUGGAUUGUUCCUACCACCACGUGACGAUCAGAAUGGAAUCUGGUUCAGAGAUGACUAUCCUUUGGACUUUUAUGGACUGGAAGGUGAGACCGAUCAGAAAGAAUCAAUGUUAUUCAGUACACGUCCAGAGACUCCAGUGAUGGAGUUUGUAGAGUUCAAGAAGAGAUAUAGACCGAUCAAGAUCACAAGAGGCACUGAUGAGUACAAGACAGUGAUGGUUGAUGAUACUUUGAAUGUGUCAGAGAUCGUUCAGGUGAUCGUGGCACAGGUACCCUCUUCAUUUAUAAUAACAGAGACUGAACUAUAUGGAAUGAAUGAGGAAGAGAUUGAAGUGCUCACUGGUGACAUGUCAAUUAGAGAACAAGGAUAUGUCGGUGAGUGCACUGCUGGUCUACUACGUACGGCCAAGGGUGAUGUCAACCUAUUCAUCAAGGUGCCCUACUUUGAAGGAUGGAUCCUUCGCAAACGUGGUGGCAACUUCAUGAAGAACAUGAUCAAGAAUUGGAACAAACGAUGGUACACUCUCAAAAAGAACAAGCUUGUCUAUCACAAGGCCAAAGGCGUCGGUCCCGAGAUGGGAUUCACAGACCUGUCCGAAGUGCCAUCCAAGUAUUCAAAGUCAUGCUUUGAGUUGGUCACACCUGCCAGGACAUAUGUGAUGUUGGCCAAUAGUGCCAAUGAGAUGAGGAAAUGGAUGGAUAACUUGGACUUCUCAAGGAGGAUGUUUGCUUAUGAGACUCAGUUCUUUGGUGUGUCAACUAGAUCACAGAACAGAAUGUCAGUGAUGCCAAAGUCAUCGAGUGGUGAACAGAUUGAUCAACAGUCAUCAUCAUCGCCAUCAGUUGUCCCCCAAGAUGACAAAGCAUGUGAAGAUGAGGCAGCAGCAGAGGAGAAGAGGUUGUUGGAGGAGCGUGAACGACAAAUAGAACUCGAGAAGAGGGCGGACGACGAACAAUCACCCAUCAUCGAACCCCUCCCAGUGGUCGUGGAGCAACAACCAAUCAUCGUAGAGGAGAUCAAAGAGAAGGAGAAGGAGCCAGAACAUGUAGUGGAGAAAGUUGAGGAGGAGCAGACAGGGGCAGACUUGGAUGAGGCGAGGACAAGAGAACAGGAAGAGGAGAUGGUGAGAUUGGAGGAGGAGAUUGAGAAGCAGAGAUUGGAGACCGAGAGGUUGGAGAAGGAGAGACAAGAGUUGUUGGAGAAGGAGAGGCAAUUGGUUCAGGAGAAGCAGGAGUUAUUGGGGAAGAGCAAGUCGGAUCCUAGACUAAGAGCAUUACAAGCCAGAUUGGAGUGUGUUGGAGCAGAGAAGCCCGCUCUUAAGUUCCUUCUCGAGGAGGCCACACUCUCAGCCCCUGACAACCUCCUCCUCUCAUGGGCCAACUAUGUCACACGCGAUCGAAGCCAGAGUAGCAAACAACUCAAUGACUUGUCCACAGUUGAGGAUAACUUGAACAAAUAUAUACAUUUACUUCAUAAGUUGGAGCCUGAACAAUUUGGACUUGAUGGAUUGUCAAUGGUAUCGAAUGCCGUCAAGGCAGGACAUAUUGUGAAGCAACUCAAUGAUUAUAAUGGCGGCGCCGGUACGACAUCAACAGGCAGUGCAGUUACAAUGGAUCAAUUGCUGUCAGAGAAUGUAGAGACACAAUUGAUUGUGUUGAAUGCCAUAUAUGAAGAGGUCGGUGGCAAUUGGGAGGAAGAGUUCCAGUCACAAAUAGUAUCCAAACGUACAUUCGCCACAAAGUACAUCAGCAACAUACUCAAUGAUACCACCAUCCCUGGUCUAUCCACCAAGAUCCCUCACUCUCCCCACGACAUUAUCAAAAGUAUAACUGAUGGUCAACUACUCUGUUACCUUUUGAACACAGUAUUCCCGGGUAUUAUUGAUGAGAGAGUUGUGGAAGCGAAUGCAAAGGAUGGAUUGGACUCGUCCAACUUGAAUAUUGCCAUCAAUGCUUCAAAGUCAUUGGGCGCAAAACAUGUAGGAAUAACAUCAUCUGGUGCCAAGGAUAUUGUUGCAGAGUUGAGCUCAUCUGAUCUACAUAACCUGUUAUGGGAGAUCAUCGAGUUGUGCCUGCUUCAAUCAGUCAACCCAUUCAAACAGACUUUCACAUUCCAUCUAAUGCGUGCAGAGUCCAGGAACAACUUUAGACAUCUCCAACGCGACAAGAUCAUGCUGCGGUGGUUCAACUACCACCUCAGACGACUUGGAUGCACACCAUUGCUCACUCCACGCGACAUCAUUGACACGGAGAACAGUAAGCUUAACCUAUUGUUUGUGGCCGAGUUGAUCAGAGUAUGUCCUGCGCUUCCAGAGUACAACAUUGGUGUGGAGGACAAUCUCAAUGAUCAGGUGGCCGAGUCAAGUGAGCAGAGUAACAAUGAUUCACAGUUGUUGGAGUGGAUCAAUAAUAUGGGAUUAAUCGGCAUCACGAGUCCCGUGACCAACCUGCAAGAAUCAUUUUCUGAUGGUACAUUGUUCCUCAAGAUAUUCGACAAGGUGUUGCCGCCAGGCACUGUCGAGCCACGUCGUCUCAAGACACAACCUACAACAAUGUUCAAGAAGUUGGAGCUAUUGAACUACUGCAUCGAACUUUGUCACAGACAGCGACUCAACAUCUCUGGUGUGGCCGGUGUUGAUCUCCUUCGCGGUGACAUCAGGAGCAAUCGUGUGAUACUCAAUCAACUUAGACGACACCUUGGCGACAAGGUCACCAUUGACGUGGUGACGGCCAACCAGGCACAAGCACUCAAAUGGGCCAAUGGCAAGGUGGACGCACAACUCCACGCCACCAAGGUCAAGCCUAUCCAAUCAUUCAAGGAUCAAUUCCUACAUAAUAGUUUGUUCCUGCUAGAGUUGCUCGAAGCAUUGCAGCCCAAGACUGUCAACAAGUCAUUCGUCAAAUGUGGAUCGAAGCUCAGUGAUUCAGACCUUCAAUCAAACGCACAGUACUUCCUCACAUUGACAUGGAGCAUUGGCAUUCCAAUUCAAGUUCAAUGGCAAGACAUCAUCAAAGUACGAUCCAAGUGUAUCAAACACAUAAUCGAGACAUUCCAUGAAUGGGAUGAUAACAUAUCUUAUUAA